Aedes albopictus (Asian tiger mosquito) is the source of this 2277-nucleotide messenger RNA. It is a transcript of the gene Coq8, whose product is annotated as atypical kinase COQ8B, mitochondrial. Bases 177 to 2216 code for a protein of 679 amino acids. Gene Ontology annotation, biological process: ubiquinone biosynthetic process. The record is from RefSeq and is a predicted model, not a curated record. The transcript has 4 exons. Lineage: Eukaryota; Metazoa; Arthropoda; Insecta; Diptera; Culicidae.
CGUUCUGUGGGCUGUGUCGUGUGUUUCAUUCAUUCCGAGUUACCUAACCAUUCGCUUCGCCGGUGGUGUUGCUGGCUAGAAUCAUACUGUUCAGAUGUUGUGAAAUUCGCGCUCGCAAUUUCAGUAUUUUAGUUGAAAGUAUUUCCUCAUUGUAAGUUCGAAAAAGUGAUCGGAAAAUGUCCCGCGGUCAAGAUAUUUUGGCGCUGCUGCGUGCCCUCAAAAUGGUAGCGGAAGCGUCCGCGAAAAUGCAAAGCGACUGCGCUCGGCACCUGUGGGCCAACUCCAGCGUCCGGGAGCUGCUCGAGCAGCAGCUCAAGCAGAGCGAGGAUACGGUAAAGAAGAUUCUUCAGAAUCCCAACGCGGAGCUGGAAAAAGCCGGAGGAUUGCUGAAGGAGACCCUGGAACGGUCCGCAGUGGUGGCGGAAGGACUGAAACAGCUGGCUGCAAUUUCGUUGCCGAAGGUGACGGGACCCGGUGGCAUUGGUGGGGCGAUGGGGCCAAUGGGAUUCGCAAGUGGAUUUAGUCAACAGGCUCGCCAAACAGGCCAGCCGGCGGAAGCGGGACGGACAUCGGAUAUAGGCAAUCUAGACAUAUCCCAAAUUACCCUCAAAGAACUGGAAGCAAUUCUUUCGGAGCAUAGUAAAAACCGUCAAGUGAAUCUAUCUCUCGAUGGAGAUAAGCGCACACCCUCGGUACCGAAAAAGGUUCAGGACUUGGCCGAUCCACCUUCACCCCCGCCGCAAACAGCACCCGAAACCAUCAAACUACCACCAGCCGUAACCAAAGACGAAGAGCAGGUGUCCAAAAUGAUCAACUUUGUUGCUUCGUACAAGCCAAACGUGUCUAAUGAGCCUAUAGCCCCUCCCACGCCCAUAGACCUACCUCAGCUGAGCACGGUGGCCAAGCAGCGGAAAGUUCCGUCAUCCCGUGUGGCCCGCCUCGCCUCCUUCGGAGGUCUUUUCGCCGGUCUUGGUCUCGGCACCGUGAGCGAACUCACCAAAGGGGCACUGGGGCUGGGAGGUACCACCGAUCCCAAGGAGGCACUAUUCAGUCCCAGCAACGCCGAGCGGAUUGUGGACACACUGUGCAAGGUGCGCGGAGCAGCUCUCAAACUCGGCCAGAUUCUCAGUAUUCAGGACUCGAACGUGGUCUCCCCGCAGCUGGUGAACGCUUUUGAACGGGUUCGUCAGGCCGCAGAUUACAUGCCCGAUUGGCAGGUGGAGCGGCAGAUGGUUAGCGAACUGGGUGACGAUUGGAGAACGAAGCUGGCCUCUUUCGAUCAGAAACCGUUUGCGGCGGCAUCCAUCGGGCAGGUGCACAGAGGAGUGCUACACGAUGGGACCGAAGUGGCCAUCAAGGUCCAGUAUCCGGGAGUGGCCAAGAGUAUCGAGAGCGAUAUCGACAAUUUGGUUUCGAUGCUGAAGGUUUGGGACGUAUUUCCGAAGGGGAUUUUCAUCGAUAAUGUGGUGGCGGUGGCGAAGCGCGAACUCGCCUGGGAGGUGGAUUACGUGAGGGAAGCCGAAUAUACGGAACGGUUUGGUGAGAUGAUCCAGCACAUGCCGGAGUUUCGAGUGCCCAAGGUGAUCAAGAGUUUGACGUCGAAGAAUGUGCUGACGACCGAGCUGGUGCCAGGCGUUCCGAUGGAUAAGUGUUUCAGUAUGAGCCAAGACCACCGCAAUCACAUUGCACGGUCCGUGAUGAAACUGUGUUUGAACGAGCUGUUCACCUUCCGUUGCAUGCAGACGGAUCCCAAUUGGUCGAAUUUCCUGUACGAUGCCGACAGCAGGCAGAUCAUGCUGAUCGAUUUCGGCGCUACGCGGUUCUAUCCGAAGCCUUUCAUGGAUAACUAUAUGAAGGUAAUCGAAGCCGCUACAAGGAACGAUCGCAAACGGAUUCUGGAACUAUCGCGUCAAAUGGGUUUCCUGACCGGGUACGAAACGCCCACCAUGGAAAAUGCCCACAUCGAUGCCGUCCUCAUUCUGGGCGAAGUAUUCAGUGUUGACGGGGAGUUCGAAUUCGGGCGGCAAAGUACAACCAAGAAAAUUGCAGCUCUGGUUCCGGUGAUGGUGGCACACCGGUUGUGUCCACCACCGGAAGAAAUCUACUCGCUGCACCGGAAGUUGUCCGGUGUGUUCCUGUUGUGCGCUAGACUUAAUGCCAAAGUCGAUUGCAAGCCUUUGUUUCAAGAAGUGCAGCAAAACUAUACGUUUGGAUAAGUUAAAUGUGUAAUAUACGUUCAUUAUAUGAUUUGAUUCAGUUAAUUUUCGUGAACCCAAA